Molecule: messenger RNA, 922 nt
Organism: Lucilia cuprina (Australian sheep blowfly)
Lineage: Eukaryota; Metazoa; Arthropoda; Insecta; Diptera; Calliphoridae
Gene: Prosbeta1
Product: proteasome subunit beta type-6
Exons: 3
Coding region: 117-770 (217 amino acids)
Cellular component (GO): proteasome core complex
Molecular function (GO): threonine-type endopeptidase activity
Source: RefSeq, a predicted model, not a curated record
AACAGAUAUUAAAAAGAAGCAGAAAAAAACAUUCAAGUCAUUUUGCGAAAAAUUUUAGAAAUAGCCGCAAAUAUUUUUAUAUUCUUGAAAAUUUAUUAAAUAAAUAGUAAAACAAAAUGGUUUUCGGUAACGAUUGGAUGGAUGCUGCUCACAGCACUGGCACCACUAUUAUGGCUGUUGAAUUUGAUGGUGGUGUGGUCAUUGGUGCCGACUCCCGCACUAGUACUGGUGUUUAUGUAGCCAACAGAGUUACCGACAAACUUACCCGUAUUACGGAUAAAAUCUAUUGCUGUCGCAGUGGUUCUGCAGCUGAUACACAAGCUAUUGCCGAUAUUGUAGCAUACUCUUUGAAUUACCACGAAAAUCAGACCGGUGAUGAACCUUUGGUAGCUGAAGCUGCUUCAGAGUUUCGUAAUUAUUGUUAUAAUUAUCGUGAUUCUUUGGUGGCUGGUAUUAUUGUUGCCGGUUGGGAUAAAAAGAAUGGCGGCCAGGUGUAUUCCAUUCCUUUGGGUGGUAUGUUGAAACGUGAACCCGUAACAAUUGGCGGUUCUGGUUCUAGUUAUAUUUAUGGUUUUGUCCGUGAGUUCUUUAAGCCCAACAUGAAGAAAGACGAUUGUAUUGAAUUUGUUAAAAAGGCUGUAAGACACGCAAUGUAUCACGACGGUAGCUCUGGUGGUGUAGUACGCAUUGGCAUCAUUACUGGAGAAGGCAUUGAGCGUAAAGUAUUCUUCAAUACCGAAACUGGAGAACCCCUGGUAACUGGCCAAUAAAUAACAUUUCAAUUGUAAAAAAACACCAUUCACACAAUUACUCUACAAUUUAAUAAUAUAAAAAUCUUUUGUAAAAACACAAAACUGAAAUAAUAAAGAAAGGGAAAAGACUUCAAAGAAGCUAAAAGAAAAUCGUAUUUUUUAAUAUAAAA